Saitoella complicata NRRL Y-17804 is the source of this 885-nucleotide messenger RNA. Its product is annotated as aquaporin-like protein. NCBI's taxonomy places the organism in Eukaryota, Fungi, Ascomycota, Saitoellomycetes, Saitoellales, Saitoellaceae. The transcript has 2 exons. The coding region runs from base 81 to 863 and encodes 260 amino acids. The record is from RefSeq and is a predicted model, not a curated record. Gene Ontology annotation, molecular function: water channel activity. Gene Ontology annotation, biological process: transmembrane transport. Gene Ontology annotation, cellular component: plasma membrane.
CAAACGAUCCAUAUCAGAAGAGCAUCUUUCAAUGGAAGAAUGAGUUCGUUGCUGCUUGCGGUGAAUUCGUUGGGACCACGAUGUUCUUGAUGUUUGCCUUUGGAGGGUGCAAUAUCGCCAACUUGAACACCAGCAGUAAUUCGACGUCUAGUGGAAACAGCAGCAGCGUCAAUGCUACCGCUGACGCCGGCAAGUUGAUCUAUAUCUCCUUGUCAUUCGGAUUCAGCUUGGCCAUUAACGUCUGGGCAUUCUUCCGUAUCUCUGGUGGACUCUUCAACCCCGCCGUCUCCCUCGCCCUCGCUCUCGCCGGUGCCAUUCCUCCCAUUCGCAUGAUCACUCUUACCAUCGCCCAGAUCCUCGGUGGCAUAGUCGCUGCUGCCAUUGUCGACGUACUCACGCCUGGAGGGUUGGCCGUCACUACCACCCUUGUCCCCGGUAUGAGCAUCAGCCGCGGGCUGUUCCUCGAGAUGUUCUUGACUGCCCAGUUGGUUUUCGUUAUCUUGAUGUUGGCCGCAGAGAAGAACAAAUCCACCUUCAUCGCUCCCAUCGGUAUCGGAUUGGCCUUGUUCGUCGCCGAACUCUGGGGUGUCUAUUACACCGGUGGCUCCCUCAACCCCGCUCGUUCGUUCGGCCCCGCUGUUGCUGGUAGGUCCUUUGUCGGAUACCACUGGAUCUACUGGGUUGGUCCCUUUUUGGGAUCAUUGUUGGCGACUGGGUUUUAUAAGUUUGUCAAGUGGCUUGAUUACAAGUCUGUUGUUGCUGGACAGGAUGCUUCGAGUGAGGCGGAGGUUGAGAGGGAGAAGGCUAGGCAUGAUCCUGAGGCGGCUGGGGCUGCUCAGGAUGGACGAGACGGUGACCACUAAGUGGUGAAAGUGAAAAGCAUGG